Sclerotinia sclerotiorum 1980 UF-70 is the source of this 972-nucleotide messenger RNA. RefSeq lists its product as hypothetical. The transcript is spliced from 5 exons. Bases 1 to 972 code for a protein of 323 amino acids. NCBI's taxonomy places the organism in Eukaryota, Fungi, Ascomycota, Leotiomycetes, Helotiales, Sclerotiniaceae. The record is from RefSeq and is a predicted model, not a curated record.
AUGGAUUUCUCCAAAUUCCAAGCUUUUGGCAAGAAUGUCUCAGCCACUUUUACUCCCUUCGCAGCGCGCACUCAGCAAUAUGUUAAAGAGCGUCUCGGCCAAUCCGAAGAUAAAACUCAGCUCCCGCCUGAUUAUAUAGAGUUGGAGAAGAGGGUUGAUGCUUUGAAGAAGGUGCAUCAGAAGAUGUUGGCUGUGACGGCGACUUUCAAUCAGGAGGGGUAUGAUUAUCCGCAGAAUUUGAGUGAAUCGUUCAACGAUCUUGGUCGCACUGUUUCUGAGAAAGUUCACCUCCUCUCCUCUGCUACAUCCCCCGCCGAAGCUCAAGCUGCUCUUACAGCUCCUCCAUCUGCAAAACCUCAACCAAAAACCUUUAACCAUGCAAUCGCUCGUGCAUCUUUAGCAUCUAGCCAGAUCCUUCAACAACAAAAUACUUCUGGAAAUGAAGAUCCUUUAGCUACCGCUCUUGAGAAAUACGCUCUUGCAGAGGAACGAGUUGGAGAAGCAAGACUCGCACAAGAUAGUCAAAUUCAAAGUCGUUUCCUUGCAGGUUGGUCUACAACAUUAAAUACUAAUUUAAUGUUUGCGACUCGUGCUAGAAAGAGUGUUGAGAAUUCAAGAUUAUUGCUUGAUGCUGCAAAAGCAAAGGCUAAGAGUUCAAAAUGGCAUUUACCGGGUCAAGCUGCUCCUCAACAUGAUGGAAAUGAUGAUGAGAUGCUGAGUGAAGAAGCUAGAGUUGAGAUUGAGCAAGCAGAGGAUGAGUUUGUUGGACAAACUGAAGAAGCUGUUGGUGUUAUGAAGAAUGUCCUCGAUACCCCUGAACCCCUCCGAAACCUUGCCGAUCUUAUUGCUGCCCAACUUGAAUUUCAUAAGAAGGCAUAUGAAAUUCUUAGUGAACUUGCCCCGGUCAUUGAUGGUCUUCAAGUUGAACAAGAAGCUAGCUAUCGAAAGAAUCGUGAUGGUGGAAGUGCUUAG